AUGAACAAGAUCCAGAAGGGAGAUACGACCUCGACUCUACAAGCGUCAUGGCCUUCUAUUGUGUCUACAACGCAACCCCCUUUCGCGAGUUCUAAGCCGAACUCUCCUCGUCCGUUGCCUCUUUCGUUAAUAGACCCGCUUGCGCAGGACCUAGACUAUCGAUCGAGGAGAUAUCUGGACUAUUUUGCAACUGAUGUUUGCAGGGACCUCGUUGUCUAUGAUAUCCCCAACCAUAAUCCAUUCCACGACCUGAUCCCGAUGGCAUACCAGCACCCCAUUUUGUUGCAGGCGAUCAUCGCCAGUUCAGCUUUGCACAUGUCAAACGCAUGUCAACGGUCAUCAAGGUCUUCGAGUAUUUCUACAACAAUGACCUCGACUCAGAGCAGUACAAGCUCUCUAUCGAUGGGUCCAUCUAUGACAUCUCGCCCAGAGACUUUCCAUGACGCACUCAAGGCCAAGCAACAGGCACUUUGUCUGCUAAAAUCAACUCUCAAAGACAUAGCUUCAGCAGAUGUUGAUGUGAUUCUCGCGGUGGUCCUUUUCCUCAUUGGGUUUGAGCUCAUUGACUCUGGGCGAGGCAGCUGGAUGUUUCACAUCAAUGGUGCGAGACCAAUCAUUGAGAAGCUGAUGGCGUCCGGCCUAGGCACGGAGACUGCUUUGAGCCCGCUUCGUAGCUGGUUGAUGUCAAAUUGCUUGGUGUAUGAUCUUCUUGGGUCAUCAUUCGCAAAUUCUUAUCUACCACACAGUGGUGGGCUAUCGAUGAGUGCCAUGUCACUGCUUCAAGAUGCAGAAGGAAACCAUUGCUCGUCAUUUCCGGCAGCCCUCCUUGCUUUGAUACAGACAGGCGCCCAACUAUUAAAGACGAAGGACGUUUCCACCUCUCCGGAUGCCUUGAUGAAUUUAGCACAGCAGGAUGCGCUUCGUCUCUUACACGCUGCCAAGUCAUUCGACCCAGCUGUCUGGGCCAUUGAUUUACAGCCACGCUCACCGGCUGACGAUCCCCUCCAUCGGACUAUAAUUGCCUCUGCACACAGAGCAGCUGUAUGCAUCUAUCUCUCACGGAUCGCUCUUGCUCUAUGGCCGAGCACAUUAUUACCAGAUGAUCUGGAAAUCCUAGCAGCCGAAAUCAUCACCCACCUUUCAAAUGUACGCCCUGGUGAUGCAUUAUUCACAGCAACAGCGUGGCCAGCUUUCAUUGCUGGCCUGGAAACGGUUGACCCUAUGAAACGUGCUUGGGUAGUGAAAAGGUUCCAAGAGCUCUGGGAAAUGGAGCCUUGGGGGCUUACCAGAGGAGCUCUCGAAGCGUUGAGGACAAUAUGGGAUGGGAGGAAUAAUGAGGAUGCCUUGGCGGGCAGCAUUGACCGACUCCACGAACAGGAAGAGAACUGGAAUUGGAUCGAGAAGCUAAAGAAUAUGGGCACCGACUGGUUAAUUGCAUGA
This is a messenger RNA of Fusarium vanettenii 77-13-4, 1440 nucleotides long. RefSeq lists its product as uncharacterized. Gene Ontology annotation, biological process: positive regulation of transcription by RNA polymerase II. The coding region runs from base 1 to 1440 and encodes 479 amino acids. The transcript is spliced from 3 exons. Gene Ontology annotation, molecular function: transcription cis-regulatory region binding; DNA-binding transcription factor activity. The record is from RefSeq and is a predicted model, not a curated record. Gene Ontology annotation, cellular component: nucleus. Lineage: Eukaryota; Fungi; Ascomycota; Sordariomycetes; Hypocreales; Nectriaceae.